Elgaria multicarinata webbii is the source of this 1395-nucleotide messenger RNA. It is a transcript of the gene SPATC1L, whose product is annotated as spermatogenesis and centriole associated 1 like. The transcript has 5 exons. The coding region runs from base 1 to 1326 and encodes 441 amino acids. The record is from RefSeq and is a predicted model, not a curated record. Gene Ontology annotation, cellular component: centrosome. Lineage: Eukaryota; Metazoa; Chordata; Lepidosauria; Squamata; Anguidae.
AUGACCGAAGAGAGACAGUGGAUGAAAAGAAUUCAGGAAGAAAAUGCACACCUGAAAAAUGAAAUCCGGCUGCUCAAGGAAAACUAUGAAUUACGCAUAUUGUUGGGUCAGCAGUGUGAAAACAGCAGUCAGGUUCAGUUAUUAGCAUCUCAGAUUUCUCCAACAUAUCCUGAAGCUGGUUCAUUAGUAAAAGGAGCUCAGCAUAUUGGAAGAGAAGAUUUCAAUUAUCCUCCAUCCAUCAUCUCCAAGGAGACCACGGUUCUGCCCUGUCCCAGUGCCCAGGCACAAGUUAGGCAGCUUCACAACGAUGUGCCCCUUUUUCAGCCCAGAAGUGGGGAGAGGAAGUCCACACGCUUGACAAGCACGUCAUGUUCUACCAUUGGAGGAAAACAGCUUGAGGAAUCCACAGAUAUCUCCAUGCUGAAGAAAGCUUGGCUAACAGAUGGCCCUUUCCCUGGAGGUGAUAAAGCUCAAACUCCAUUACCACUUAGCAUUGGUGAGAAAUUGUCACCUGAUGUCAACUGUGUACUACUCAGUUCAAAAGAUACGCCAAGUCACUCAUCAACAUGGGCAGAAGAAUUAGAUUCCUCAAACCCUACCAGUGCGUCAAACAAGCAAGACGUCCAGGCACAGACCCCAUUUUCAGAUGACCUCAAAAUCCACAAGGGAAGUUCUUCCACAGGGGUUUCCGAAAGGCAGCCCUAUCACUUUUUAAGUAGUGCCCAGGAUUCAAGCAUAGAACAAUCACAGCUUGAAUCUCAAGAGAUGCCCAGGAAGAAGAGAGUCUGGUUUUCAGAUGCACCAGGCACAGACAAGUUAAGGAAGUUCCAUACAUUCUACUUAAAUGAUCUAGAGAUUGCUCAAAACAGCAAGAGAAACGGACGCAUAGUGGGAGAGAUUGCCUUCCAGUUAGACAGACGUAUCCUUGCACAUGUGUUUCCUGGAAUCACACGGCUCUAUGGAUUCACAGUGUCCAAUAUUCCUGAAAAAAUCAAACAGGUCUCCAUGAAAUCUCUAGAUGGGUCUGUGGAUGAGAAAAAGUAUCGAGCCAUGACCCAGCGCUAUCAUGACCUUACUGUCCGCCUGGAGAAAAUGGGAUAUCAUACAGAGGUCCACCCAGUGUUCAGUGAAUUUCUCAUCAACACCUAUGGCAUCCUGAAGCAAAGACCAGACCUGAGCUCCAACCCCAUGCACAACAGCCCUGCUGACCUCAGGAAAAUGGUGAUUGACAUUGUGCCAUCCAAGUUCCUUGGAGAUACCUUACUGCUAUUGAACUGUUUGUGUGAACUUUCUAAAGAAGACAAUAAGGCCCUGUUUGCCUGGUAGUGCCUGCUGCAACUCUUGCUCGCAAAGCUCUCAUAGGAAGAACACACAAAGACAGCAUAUAUGUAAUAA